UACGAAAACUUUGCUGGAUGUUUCAGGAGAAACAUUUCAGGACCAGAUUUUAAUUAUUUUUAAUAAAUGUAUGUACACUAAGUACGCUCAUUAAAUCGUGUUUUACAAAGGGGACUUUUUGUGUCGGUAAAUUAGAACACUAGAAACAUUGUUUCUGAAGGAGCGCACUGGGCAGAGGCAAGGCAGCGACCCCAAGCCUUUUUGUUAUUCAUCUAAUCUCCACAGGCACCUCUUUUCCAUUAAUUGGACUUGUGACAGGUGACAUGGAUCUCUCUCUGUUGGUGGCAUUCUGCUCCUGUGUUCCUCCUGCUUUGGCAUCGACGAUGGAUGAAAAGGACUAUGACUCUGCAUUUCACUACGACUAUGAAUCUCUGAGGAUCGGUGGACUGAUCUUCGCUGUGGUACUGUUUGUCAUGGGCAUUGUCCUCAUCGUCAGCCAGAAAUGCCCAUGCCAAUCAAGUCCGAAGUCACGGCCUGCUGGGGUACCUGAGGCAGAGGCAGGGGCUGUGACAGGUCCCCAGUGAUGUAACGUCUCGCCACCAGGCUGCAGCAUUGGACAGUGGAGGACUAACUAUGGCUAUCUCCCAGAGAGCACAAGGCUCCUUUUUUAAAUCUGCUGAUAUGUUCUCUUGACAUGUUUUUUAUUUUCUCUUUUUUCUAUAUGAAUGAAUGUAUUCUGAGGGCAUAAUUGGUUGAUGCAGUAGGGUCGGCUAUAAAACCUUCUGUCAUAUGUGAUAGACACACAUGAACACGCGAUUUUGUAAGUUAGAAGUUGACUAUUUAUGACUAUUUUAAAUUGUAAUAUUUCCACACUGUUAAAUAAAGUGAUGUAGAUGGGUAA
Molecule: messenger RNA, 841 nt
Organism: Salvelinus namaycush (lake trout)
Lineage: Eukaryota; Metazoa; Chordata; Actinopteri; Salmoniformes; Salmonidae
Product: FXYD domain-containing ion transport regulator 6-like
Exons: 8
Coding region: 264-524 (86 amino acids)
Biological process (GO): regulation of sodium ion transmembrane transporter activity
Cellular component (GO): membrane
Molecular function (GO): sodium channel regulator activity
Source: RefSeq, a predicted model, not a curated record